AAUAUACCAACAACUUCUUUCAUUUUACAAAAUGGAUGUUUCAACCCCACAAUCAUCAGAAACUGAAACCUAUUUGAAUGUAUUGAGAUCACAUAAUCUAAAUACGACUCCUAAAGUACCCUCAUUGCUUAAUGAAUCCACUCACACACCUGGUGGUGUAUAA
This is a messenger RNA of Entrophospora candida, 163 nucleotides long. The record is from the annotation of a GenBank genome assembly. NCBI's taxonomy places the organism in Eukaryota, Fungi, Glomeromycota, Glomeromycetes, Entrophosporales, Entrophosporaceae.